AUGGCAGCUUUCUCCUCAAAAGCCUCUAUUAGAUCCAUUAGUUUGCCUGCUAGAUCUCAUCCAACCACACUUGGAGUUGAAGAGGAGCUAAACAAGAUUAAAUCUUGGGAGGCAUCAUCUUCAUCAAAGGUAGAAACAAUAUGCGUUGGUCUAUCAGGUCUGAGUGAGUUGUACAGGUGCAUCGAAGAACUUCUUAAUUUGCCAUUGACCCAACAGGCUCUUGCUCAACACCAACAUCAGAAAUGGUUUAAUGAUUUACUACUUGAAAAUUCCUUGAUGUACUUAGAUAUCUGUGGCAACACCAGGGAUGCUAUUCUGUUGAUGCAAGAAACUAUUCGAGAACUUCAAUCCGGUCUUCGAAGAAUAAAAGUUGGAGACUUGAGCAUUGAAAGCAUUGUCACUACUUACAAUUGCUCAAGAAGAAAGAUGAGGAAGGAGAUUGCAAGGUCUCUAGCAUCAUUGAAGCCAUUGGGCAACGAAAUCGAGGCUUUUCCCAUGUUAAAUUUGGAUCAUCACCUCUCAGCAGUGGUCAGAGUACUUAAUGAAACAAGCUUGAUUACUAGUUCAAUCUUUCACUCCUUCUUGUUAUUCCUUUCUGUGCCUAUGUUGAAACCAAAGCCUAGCAGAUGGUCAUUGGUUUCAAAACUAGUGCAAAAAGGGGUACAUGAAUUAGCGAGCAAAGACCAACAUGAGAACAUGAAUGAAUUGGAAGGCGUGGAUUUAGCACUUAACAGCCUGCUGAUGCACAAUUCAAGCAAAGAUAUUGAGGCACCAAAGAUAAAGUCUGCACAGAUUAAGUUGGAUGCUUUAGAUGUCAGCAUGAAAGGCCUCGAGAAAGGCUUGGAGUGCUUGUUUAGGCACUUGAUCCAAACAAGAGUAUUUGGCCUAAAUAUAAUUUCUCAGUAG
Molecule: messenger RNA, 906 nt
Organism: Quercus robur (English oak)
Lineage: Eukaryota; Viridiplantae; Streptophyta; Magnoliopsida; Fagales; Fagaceae
Exons: 1
Coding region: 1-906 (301 amino acids)
Biological process (GO): shoot system development; root development
Source: RefSeq, a predicted model, not a curated record